Messenger RNA from Solea solea (common sole), 5505 nucleotides. RefSeq names its product tyrosine kinase with immunoglobulin-like and EGF-like domains 1 (gene tie1). NCBI's taxonomy places the organism in Eukaryota, Metazoa, Chordata, Actinopteri, Pleuronectiformes, Soleidae. Gene Ontology annotation, molecular function: ATP binding; protein binding; transmembrane receptor protein tyrosine kinase activity. The transcript has 24 exons. The record is from RefSeq and is a predicted model, not a curated record. Gene Ontology annotation, biological process: multicellular organism development; protein phosphorylation; positive regulation of kinase activity. Gene Ontology annotation, cellular component: signaling receptor complex. Bases 326 to 3724 code for a protein of 1132 amino acids.
CACACACACAGAGAGAGAGGGAGAGAGGAGUUUUACCGAAAGUCAGACUCUGUUCCAUAAUUUGAAGGACAGUAAUCUCAUCUCCCUGAGCUUCCCCGGAGCGAAGAGGUCGUUUUUUUAAACUAAAAAUACGAUUUUUUUUGUCACACCUGAAAACUGGAGCCUUGGAUGAAGUUAUGCGUAAAAAGGCGCACCGCUCGUCGUGACGCAGCGUCACCGUCCUGGAUGUAAAGCUGUGCCUGUAAAUCCAAACUGGCAGUUGGCUGUUUCAGUGCAGAACUCCCCCCACCACCACCACCACCACCUGGUGCGGAGUGUGUCUAUCAUGAGGAUUUUGUGUGUGUUUGUGUUGUGCUUCAUUGAUUUGUCAGAUGCCGUGAUCGACUUGGCCAUGAUAUCCACCGCGGAGGUCACCAGCGUCAAUCACUUCAGUAUCUCUUGUAUCAAUGGAGAGCACAGUCCUGCCCAGGUGGAGCUGGACAUCAAGAAGGACAACAAAAUCCUCUUAACGUCCAAGAAGCCAACGUUUAAGGUGCACAAGGUCAGGACCAAGGAGGUGGCGGCCAAAGAGUUCCGUGACCUGGAGCAUAUCGGUAUCUUCUACUGUGAAUCCUCUCAGGAGGUUCCUCCGCUUGAAACUGUCACCAUGAUCAACAACUUUGGCAGAGCUAAUUUUAUUCCAAGUCAUCUCACUCUGACAGUUAACAAAGAAGAAACUGUUCACCUCAGCAUGGAGCUGCUCAGCUCCCAGAAGAGAGAUGUGACCUGGAAGUACAAUGGAAAUUACUAUUACAUGACUCACUGGAAUGAUGUGAUUAAUCGCACUGCUGUGCUGACAGUGGAGAAUGCAGCUUUUGCCAAUCAGGGCAUCUACAGUGCCAGCUACGUGGGGGACAGCCCGCUUCAGGGAGCGUGGAUGAGGCUCAUUGUCAGAGACUGUCCCAGUAAGAAAUGGGGUCCAAACUGUGAUAAGGCCUGUCCAGAAUGUCUCAAUGGUGGAGUCUGUCACGAUGUGGAUGGAGACUGUGUCUGUCCUCCGGGAUUCACGGGAACACGUUGUGAGACAGCCUGCAGAGAGGGAAUGUUUGGCCGAAACUGCCAGGAGUCAUGUAACUCAUGGUUGAACUGCAAGGGGCUUCGUUUCUGCCUACCAGACCCUUACGGCUGUUCUUGUGCCAGCGGCUGGUUUGGCAGCCGUUGUGAGAAGCCCUGUCCUAAUGACAAGUAUGGACCGGACUGCAGACUCAGCUGUAAUUGCCAGAAUGGAGGAACCUGCAACCGCUUCACUGGGUGCCUGUGUCCCACACUGUGGAGAGGACUGAACUGUGAGAAGUCUGAGCGGGCUCCACAGAUCGUGGGCCUGGACACUAACCUGGAGUGGAAUCUCAACUCCAGCCCUAAGAUCCUUUGCUCGGCCACUGGAAACCCCCUGCCCAGCCACAAUGGCAUCGAGCUGAUAAAGUUGGACAGUUCUGUGCUCAAGGCUUCUCGCACCAUCAUGGACUCCAAUAAAAGCACAGCCCUGUUUGAGAUCCCUCCUCUAAGCGCUGAACAGGGAGGGAUGUGGGAGUGCAGGGUGUCCACCAAUGGAGGCCAGGAUUCCCAUAAGUUCAGCGUCACCAUUAAAGAGCCCCCUGUGCCCACGUCUGGGCCCAAACUGCUGGAAAAGAAGAGUAAGCAGCUGCUCGUGGCGCCAGUGGAGUCCUACAGAGGAGACGGCCCAAUUAUCUCCACCAGGCUUCUGUACAAACCGGAAAAGAAUGGAGAGUCCUGGUCCUCCAUCAUAGUCUACAGUGAAAAAGAGCCGAUCACACUGAUGAACCUGGAGCCUUCAACGCGCUACCGUGUGCGUGUUCAGCUGACUCGCCCUGGAGAGGGAGGGGAGGGGCAACCAGGCCCAGAGGCCGUCAUGGAGACUGACUGUCCUGACCCCACAGUUCUGCCCGAGAUUGACGUCAUUUCAGUGGAAGGCCGCAAUGUCACCGUACACUGGCAUAUACCGGCCAGCGGUGGCACCUACGCCGGCACGGCCACUGGCUUUUUAGUUCAGCUCUUCGGGGCGCCGUCUUACAGCGAGAAAGUCCAGGAGGAGACCACGCUGCUCAACGUGCUGUCCACCAAGUUCUACAAACUGGAGACGCAGCAGGACUACAACGUGGUGGUGCGCCUCAUCAACUGUGGCAGUCAGGGGCCGCCAUCCGUACCCUCCCGCUUCCGCAUCAGCAGCCAGGGGCCGUCGUCGCCGCGCAAUGUACAGGCCCUGCCUCUGUCCGUGUCAGCCGUUCAGGUGAGGUGGCAGCCCCCGGAGGAUCCAAACGGAGGCAUCAUCAAAUACAACAUAGAGUACCAGACGGUCGGCCAGGGGAGCCCUCACCCACGGGUGGACACCGACGACGGGAACAAGACCACCAAAGACGUGACAGCGCUGAACGGCAGCACGGUCUACCAGUUCAGAGUGAGAGCCGUCUCCAAAGUGCCGGGAGAGUGGAGCAAGUUUGUCCAGGCGAUGACGCAAGGGGAUGGGUCUCAGAGUUUAAUCCCGACCACCCAGGGCGUAGCAGGAAGACCCGUUCCAGACAAUUACCAGCUGCUGGUGGCGGUGGUGGGCUCAGUGACCGUCACCUGUGUGACCAUCCUGUUGGCACUGCUGGCUCUCUUCUUCAUCCGCAAGACGCUGCUCAACCGCCGGCGCACGUUCACCUACCAGUCUGGAUCAGGUGAAGAAACUAUUUUGCAGUUUAAUUCAGGAACUCUGACGCUGACGAGGAGACCCAAGCCCACGCCGGAGCCUCUCACCUACCCGAUCCUCGAGUGGGAGGACAUUAAGUUUGAAGACGUCAUCGGAGAGGGCAACUUCGGCCAGGUGAUCAAAGCCAUGAUCAAGAAGGACGGCAGCAAGAUGAGUGCAGCCAUCAAGAUGCUGAAAGAGUUUGCCUCGGAGAACGACCACAGAGACUUUGCAGGGGAGCUGGAGGUUCUGUGUAAACUAGGCCAGCAUCCCAACAUCAUCAACCUCAUCGGAGCCUGUGAGAACAGAGGUUACCUGUACAUAGCCAUUGAAUACGCUCCCUACGGAAACCUCCUCGACUUUCUGCGGAAGAGUCGAGUGUUAGAAACGGACCCUGCCUUUGCAAAAGAGCACGGCACGGCCUCCACGCUCACCUCGCAGCAGCUGCUGCAGUUUGCCGUAGACGUGGCCACGGGGAUGCACUACUUAAGUGACAAACAGUUUAUCCACAGAGAUUUGGCAGCCAGGAAUGUCCUCGUUGGGGACAACCUUGUGGCAAAGAUAGCAGACUUUGGCCUGUCCCGUGGUGAGGAAGUUUACGUGAAGAAGACAAUGGGGAGACUGCCCGUGCGCUGGAUGGCCAUCGAAUCCCUAAACUACAGCGUGUACACGACAAAGAGUGACGUGUGGUCUUUUGGUGUUCUCCUCUGGGAAAUUGUAAGCUUAGGUGGCACACCUUACUGUGGAAUGACAUGUGCUGAGCUUUAUGAAAAGCUACCACAGGGAUACAGGAUGGAGAAACCCAAAAACUGUGAUGAUGAAGUCUACGAGCUAAUGAGGCAGUGCUGGAGGGAUCGGCCGUAUGAGAGACCCCCCUUCUCCCAGAUCUCUGUCCAGCUCAACAGGAUGCAGGAGGCCAGGAAGGCUUAUGUGAACAUGGCCCUCUUUGAGAACUUCACCUAUGCUGGGAUAGAUGCCACAGCUGAGGAGGCCUGACUACCAGCCCCCCCAGGCCCGAGCAUGUCACGUAGCUCCAAGAGGAAGUCCCGAGGAUGGUCGCCACGAUACUGCCACGUCCCUGGUGCUCCGCGCCGAGACAGGAGGAGCCGGCGCUCCACCAGAACCACCCAGCUAUAGACGGAGGACUGUGAAAGGACACUGUGUGUGGAGAUAUUAGGAAAUGUGAAGUAUCGCUGGGCCUUGGAUGGAGAGAUAAACAAUCUUUUUGGGAGACGCUGAUUCCCUCGCGACUGGAAAAGAAGGACACAAUAUUACCUCUUGACCUUGAUGCUAGUGUUGAGGGGACGUGGCAAAUAAGGAGCUAUAUGACUUGCUGUAACACCACAGGGUCUGUGGGGUGAAGAUGCUGGGCUUAAUUGUCAGCCAUAUAAAACAGGGGUGGGGACAUUUUGCUUCUACCAAAAGGACCAUUAGGACUGUAAAUUGAAGAAAUCAAACUCACAGUAUGUGACAGUAAUCUCUGCGAUGCAGUGGCUGGAACUGCCUCUCUUUAUGUCAGAUGGUAACGAUGAUGAUGCUACUCACAACUCCUACUGUUGUUUUUGUCACAGGCCAAAGAUGGAAACUCAACCUUUCUUGCUGUGUCCUCAUCAGAGUUUUUCUUUACCGAUAUUAUCAAUAAUUCUCUUUAAGGACGGACUGAUGUUUUUCAAGUUAAGUAGGAGCAAAGUUGGAUGAGAGUCUACCAAAGAUAAUCUGAAAAACGCUGAAAAGCUGCUGGAUCCCCUGAAACGUAUUAUCAUGUUUGUUCUUACAUUUUGUCUUCUACAUGUCUUGUCCUCUACUUCAACAACACUUUUAGAAUUUGUCUUUAAAGAGCUUGUCUUGGUUUGUCCCGGCUGACAGACGAAAGAUGAAAGAAUGUAAAGUUUAUUGCAAAAAAGAAUCAAUUGCUGUUAUAAGAGUUCAGGGUUUUUUUAUAUUUUGUGUUGGAUAUUUUUAUGAACACCCCCCUGGACUGCUUUCUAUAGAGAGUGAAAAUAUUCAUGAAGAUAAAAUGAAAAACCACUGAACAGAUAAACGUACAAGUUCUCAAGAAAAAGGAGGAAAGACAUCUAAUGUAGCACUUAAAACUCUUUUUAUAUUUGCUUACCACUGCCUAGUGAAUGUAUCUACUACUGUGUGUCAUUUGUUUGUUUAUUAAAAUAGUAUCAACGUCUCUUAUUCAAGUCUAGUUACAGCCGACAUAAAUGCAACCAUGUAAAUGCCCGUUGUGUUGCAUGUCAACGUCAUCGUACAAAAUACUUAUUUGGGACGAAAACUACUAAUAUAGAGCUGAAUCACAGCCACCUGACGGGCUACGUACCACUAUAUAGUUUACUUUUUAUACAGUGCAAAAGUUAUGUAUGGUAUGUAUCCGCCACACAAGAAUGUACUGUGUGUUUUCAUGACCUGGUACAUGUGUGGUGACUGGACUCACCACCACAAGCAGUUUGGUGUCAUUUGCAAGUCCCUUUUCCCCAGUCAUAAGCUCUGCGGAUUCUGUGACAGUUUGUUGUUCGGCGGCGGUAAGCGUCGGGGGGUGGGGGGGGGUUGAGGUCAGGAGCUCCCCUGCUGCAGCGAGCUGAUCUGUCACUGAGUUUCCCCCCCACAAAGCCACCACAGGCUCAGAGCUGUCUGUCAAACAUGGAGUGGAAGUGGACGCGUUUCCUGGUGACUUCAGUGCAAAGACAACAACAAUAUUAUGUAUUUUACUCCCUUUACGUCUAAACACCAACACUCAGUUGGCAGAAAAUAAACACCAAUGUAAAAACAAA